This is a messenger RNA of Lizanozyma spartinae, 972 nucleotides long. RefSeq names its product S-adenosylmethionine-dependent methyltransferase. NCBI's taxonomy places the organism in Eukaryota, Fungi, Ascomycota, Pichiomycetes, Serinales, Debaryomycetaceae. Bases 1 to 972 code for a protein of 323 amino acids. The record is from RefSeq and is a predicted model, not a curated record. The transcript has a single exon.
AUGGUGGCCCCUAUCAAUCUCAAUUCCUUGGAGCCAAUAGAAGAAGACCUUAUAUAUGAGCAUGUCUUUGAUCUUUAUACUGAAAGAGCACCGCCAGAACAUCUUCGAUUGGGUUAUAUAGAUAGACAAUCGGAUAGUAUAGAGAUAACCUUGAGAAAAGCCGAAAUCAGCUUCAACAUUAAGCAAUCAUUGUCUGAGUUAGCUGCUAAGGGAAGUACUACUGGGUUCGUGGUUUGGAAGACAUCUCAAUGCUUAUUAGAUUGGAUAUUGACAACUACAGAGUGUCCCUUGUAUGGUAUAUUCUCUCAUAAGAGUGAUGCUAUAGUUUAUGAGCUUGGAUCUGGUAUAGCAGGAAUUUUGGCUGCAGCUUUAGGACCUAGAUGUUUGAGAUAUGUUGCUACAGAUCAGAAGCACUUGUUGAAGCUAUUGAAAUCCAAUUUCAUUUGUAACGUUCAAUCUACAAAAUACACUAGUUCAACUCUUGAUCAAGAAUCAGCUAAUUCUGCUAAGGGCUUUCGAAAAGGAAAACAAAACCCUGGAUCAAAAAGAUCCACGGUUUCUAUUACUUCUCGUCAACAGGAUCCCGUAUCAAACGUGGAUGAAAGUACUAACAGGUUUUCUAACAUAGACUUCAUUGAAUACGAUUGGGAGUACCCUCAAAAGGGACUUGACCAAUUGAAAUCAUUGUAUCCCGGUGAAGUUGGCUUUCUGCCUCCAGAUUUUAUAUUUGCUGUGGAUACAAUAUAUAACGAGUAUCUUAUUCCAUAUUUCAUUACUGCUGCUAAGCAAUUAAUGGACCCCAACCAUACGGUUCUUGUGGUUGGCAUGCAAUUGAGAGAUGAGUCAAUUCUCGAGAUAUUCUUACAAGAACUUAAGAAUCAAAAGAUGUCGGUGUAUCUGAUUCCAUUCUCCAUGUUAAGUGAAGAUCUACAGAAAGGUUAUGUUAUCUAUUUCAUCACAUUACCAGGGUAA